Molecule: messenger RNA, 1831 nt
Organism: Drosophila guanche
Lineage: Eukaryota; Metazoa; Arthropoda; Insecta; Diptera; Drosophilidae
Gene: Arp3
Product: actin-related protein 3
Exons: 6
Coding region: 168-1424 (418 amino acids)
Biological process (GO): Arp2/3 complex-mediated actin nucleation
Cellular component (GO): Arp2/3 protein complex; actin cortical patch
Molecular function (GO): actin filament binding
Source: RefSeq, a predicted model, not a curated record
GAUAAAGGUCACACUAAAGUGACACAUCGUUUGGCGGAGGUGUGGUUGAAAAUAUAUAAAAUUUAGUGUUUAUUAGCCAGAGAAACGGAUUUAAAUUGGUGUUAGUCGUGAGCUAAUAGUUGAAUUCAGCCUGUUUGAUAGAAACACAAGCACAAACAUCAGCGACAAUGACAGGCAGGCUACCGGCAUGCGUAAUCGAUGUGGGCACCGGCUACUCAAAGAUGGGAUUUGCUGGCAACAAGGAGCCGCAGUUCAUUAUCCCCUCGGCCAUAGCCAUCAAGGAGUCGGCCCGCGUAGGCGACACCAAUACGCGGCGCAUUACAAAGGGCAUAGAGGACCUGGACUUUUUCAUUGGCGAUGAAGCCUUCGAUGCCACUGGUUACUCCAUCAAAUACCCGGUGCGUCAUGGUCUGGUGGAGGACUGGGACUUAAUGGAGCGCUUCCUGGAGCAGUGCAUUUUCAAGUACUUGAGAGCGGAGCCCGAGGAUCACUACUUCCUGCUGACUGAGCCGCCCCUAAAUACGCCCGAGAACCGGGAGUAUACGGCGGAAAUAAUGUUCGAAACAUUCAAUGUUCCUGGCCUGUAUAUCGCAGUGCAGGCGGUGCUGGCGUUGGCCGCCAGUUGGGCUUCCAGAUCCGCCGAGGAGCGCACCCUCACCGGCAUUGUGGUGGACAGUGGCGAUGGAGUGACGCACGUCAUACCAGUGGCUGAGGGCUACGUUAUUGGCUCCUGCAUCAAGCACAUUCCAAUUGCUGGACGUAAUAUCACAUCGUUUAUCCAGAGUUUGCUGCGUGAACGGGAGGUGGGCAUACCGCCCGAACAAAGCCUCGAAACUGCCAAAGCGAUCAAAGAGAAGCACUGCUACAUCUGCCCCGACAUUGCCAAAGAGUUUGCCAAGUACGACUCAGAGCCAAGUAAAUGGAUACGCAACUUUUCGGGCGUCAACACGGUCACCAAGUCCCCCUUCAAUGUCGAUGUCGGCUACGAACGCUUCCUGGGGCCCGAGAUCUUCUUCCAUCCCGAGUUCUCGAAUCCCGACUUUACCAUACCGCUCUCCGAGAUUGUCGACAAUGUUAUACAGAACUGCCCCAUCGAUGUGAGGCGUCCGCUGUACAACAACAUUGUCCUCAGCGGUGGCUCCACCAUGUUCAAGGACUUUGGUAGGCGUCUGCAGCGCGACAUCAAGCGAUCGGUGGACACGCGCCUACGCAUCAGCGAGAACUUGUCGGAGGGACGCAUUAAGCCAAAACCAAUUGAUGUUCAAGUGAUUACGCAUCACAUGCAGCGGUAUGCAGUGUGGUUUGGCGGCAGCAUGUUGGCCUCAACGCCCGAGUUCUAUCAGGUUUGUCAUACAAAGGCCGCCUACGAGGAGUAUGGUCCCAGCAUUUGUCGUCACAAUCCCGUCUUUGGCACCAUGACAUAAUUUGAUCUGAUCCGAACCAGCAGCGGUUAUUAUUUAAUGAUUUCAAUUAUAGAUUUGAUUCUGUUUUGCUUUGAUAAUGAUGUAUUCCACAAGCUAAAGUAUUAGCCAUCCCCCUUUAUGUGUUUAGCAUUUAAAUUGUGUCUACGAAUUGUGUAAAGUUUUCUAAGUUUUCGCUCUAAUUCUAAGCUUAAAACAACAACUCCAAUGUCUGCCAGUUAAACGUUUGCUACUCUAUAAGGUAAUGUGUGUCUAUCACAAACACAUAUCCCCCCCCCCAGCUCCCUUGCUCUAUAAACUUCACUCUUAUAUAUGGAAAAGAUCGCUGUACUUGUCAUAGUAAUUACUAUUUAUAAAUGCAAUAACUGCGAAGCGAAACAAAAAAGGUUUACAGAAAAGACAAAACUGAA